AAAAGCAGUACCUCAGAGUGCUUUAUCAGGCCAGUGAAGAACAAGAUUUUCAUCUUUCUCAGAGUAGGGUCUCACCAGGGACAUGGCUUCAUCCAGGUGCCUAUUAGGAGAAGAUCAAAGGCUCUUCUCUACCACAGAAACUCUUCCUUUGAGUACAGUAGAAAGAAGAAAAAAGGAAGAAAAGAGAUGGAAUUGCCCCCCCAAAGGUUUUUUAUAUUCAAAUUUAGUUCAGAAGUCACACACUCUAAAGGCAGAAGGUUCUUAUGGAGAGAUUCCUGAUAACAUGAGCAAGGAAUCUAGCAAGCCAAGCUUUGAUCACCUGACUAUUAUUCUUGUGGGGAAAAGUGGAGCAGGGAAGAGUGCCACAGGAAACAGUAUCCUUGAGGAAAAUAUAUUUCUUUCCAAACUGUCAACACAACCUAUAACUAAAACAAUUCAGGAAAGUAGACGGACAUGGAAAAAUAGGACACUCAUCAUUGUGGAUACUCCUCCAAUCCUGAAGAAAGCAGAAUUGAUAAACAAGUGGAAAAAAGAACAGUGCAUUCUACUUAUGGUGAUUCAAUUAGGCCGGUAUACAGAAGAAGAUAAAAAAGCAUACAGAUAUGUGAAAAAGGUUUUUAAGGAUGGCCGUAAGAAAAUGGUUCUCAUUUUUACAAGAAAAGAAGAUUUAGAGGAUGGGAAUCUGAGUGAUUUUGUGCAAAAAACAAAAAACAAGCAUCUUAAGAAGCUCAUUAAAAAACACAAGAUUCCAUACUGUGCUUUCAGUAACAAAACUGCUGAAGAAAAAGUGAAGAAAAAUCAAUUGCAAGAUCUAAUGGAAAAAAUUAUGAAUUUUGAACAUGUCAAAUGUUAUCCCAAAACACAGUGAUAUCAACAAUUCCUGCCUUCUGCAUUUUCAGUCCUCUUCUCCUCCUAACUUACUGAUAACCCCUGGCAGCCCAAGGCUCCAGACUAUGUUCUCUCUCCAGGAAAUAGAGCCUUUGAGUGACAGAGAAUCAUUGAAAAUACCAAGAACAUCAAGACUUCCAGUUCAGGGUUUUCCUGCCACAUAGUUUAUUUAUGUGCCUCCCUGCUAAAUUUCUCUAAAUAUGAACUCAACCUCCUCUCCAAACAUUGCAUACAUUAGUGCAAGAGCAUGACUGAGACUCAUAUAUGGAUUCAGAUGUUUUGAUUAUCCCUGCUUUUGCCUUUGAUUGGGUAACUGGUGUUUGAUUAUUUCUGCUUCUUCUUUCUCAUGAAUAACUGCUAUGUUAUUCCUAGUUCUGUAAAUAUUUAUAUGUGCAAGAAUGUAUGGCAUUCUGGUUAUUGGUUUCAUUUAAAUUAGAUGAAGGAUAGGAAGAAUGAAGAAAGAAAACAAGCAUUUAUAAAGCCUUUAUUGUGUGCCAAGCACUCAUAAGCAAAAAAAAAAAAAAAAAAGAAAAAAAUUUAGGCCCUUCCCUCAAGGAGAUUACAUUUUAAUGCAGGCCAACACCUCAAAGGGAGAUGAAAAGGGAGGAGGAUAAGUACUCCACCAACCAUGAUUAGGUCUAGGGUAGGAAUGAAUGCUGGUCUGGGCCCUUUCCAAAAAAAUGGAAGCUCCAGGAGGAAUUCCUCAAUGGGACAAAUCAGGGCAGGGGUAUUCUGAGAUGAGAAGACUGCAGAGGUGGUUAAAUGUUUCAUAGCAAGGAAAUUUCAGGCAGUGAGAGAAAUUAUAGAACAGAACAGGAUAUUUUGGAAAUCUGAGAGCCAGGAAUAAGAUUGGAAGGAUUGAAAACCAGUUUGUAUCCAUCCACAAAAUGCAGGCUUCGGGAAAAAUUCAUCAAUAUGAGACAGGGAACAUACUCUUGCAGGGGGAGAUUUAAGGUUGAGAAGGUCAUAGACAUGAAUGGAUGUUUCAUGUAAAAAAGGUUCUAGGUGAUUAGGGUGACACAGUAUGAUUUGGAAGUUCCUAAAAGAGGGCCAAGAAGGGAUACUGGACAAGACUCAGUAGUUUCAAUGGGAAGUAGUAAGACUACAUCUUCCCCUCUAAUCAGCUUAGCUCUAGGAUCCAGAGAAAGUAUUUUGAAUUACAGCAGCAUUGUGUAACUGUUUCUAUAAAUUUUAGAACCAGCAAUAUGAAUGCAAGUUGAGUAAUCAAGCUAGCCAAGAGAAUGGUAUUUGGAGUAUCAAUAUACUGGAGGUAUACUGGAGAGCAGUACAUAGGAGUACAUGUCUUCUCCCACUAUCUCCUCAAUUCCAUUUAGUAUCUUGUUUCAAGUUCUGGCCCAUAAUAUCUCCUUGUGGGAUCAGAUCAAUUAUACUGAAUCAUGCUAAAUUAGAUAAUUAUUGUCUCUAUCAAUUCCACUUACUUAGCACCUUGUAAGAAUCCUAACAUCCAUGAAUUGGCAUUUGGUCAGAAAGAAGUCAAGCCUUGGGUAUAAAGCUUGGGUUCUACUUCUCCGAUAAUGAAUGAUGAUCAUACUUUUAAUUUGAACCUGAAAAUCAUAUCCUCUGGAGUAACAAUAUUUAAGUGAGUGUAUAAAUAUAAUUCUAGUUAGGCAUUCUCUCUCUCUGAGGAAAGCAUAAUGGCCAAGAUGCUGAACCCAACUUUCUGCUACCCCUCCUGGCAGUAAAUAAAGUCUUCCUUGGAGGACUAGAAGAGAUUAGGCUAGAUAUCUAUUCUCACUCCCUUAAAGACACACAAGGACAUCCCCAUUCUAUAGGUAAGGGGAUAGCUUGUACUAUAUAUAAUUUUCAAAUUAAAAAGUACAUGGGGACUUCCGGUUAAGAUGGCAGAGAGGAGGCACACAGCUGCAUAAGCUCCAUGCUUUCUCUCACUAUCCAUUUCAUUACAAGCCUCUGAACUAAUGCUUGACUGAAAAAAAAACCCACAAAUAGUUACCAAGAGAAGCCAUCCUUGAGAUUCGCCAAGAAAAGUCUGUCUUUACUGGAGGGCUGGGACGGUUUUAGAUCGGGCG
This is a messenger RNA of Antechinus flavipes (yellow-footed antechinus), 2936 nucleotides long. Its product is annotated as GTPase IMAP family member 5-like. The record is from RefSeq and is a predicted model, not a curated record. Gene Ontology annotation, molecular function: GTP binding. The transcript is spliced from 4 exons. NCBI's taxonomy places the organism in Eukaryota, Metazoa, Chordata, Mammalia, Dasyuromorphia, Dasyuridae. Bases 83 to 868 code for a protein of 261 amino acids.